Molecule: messenger RNA, 2015 nt
Organism: Punica granatum (pomegranate)
Lineage: Eukaryota; Viridiplantae; Streptophyta; Magnoliopsida; Myrtales; Lythraceae
Source: RefSeq, a predicted model, not a curated record
GAAGCAGAGAGUGGAAAUCUCCGCCUUCUCAGUCGCAAAGCUCGCACCUAAAACCAAACCCUCCCUCCAGUCAGAUCAUAGUCCCCAAGUGUUAGGUUUCGGGCUCCUGCUAUGGCUCCGGCUUUCGUGAUCAACGGUGAGCUCGCCGGCGGUAAGUCCGCUACGGCGAAUAACGGUGGCCGCCUGGCUUCGGUUUACAGCGAAGUCCAGACCAGCCGUAUCGACCAUGAGCUCCCUCUCCCCUCUGUGCUCAAAGGGUCCUUCAAGAUCGUCGACGGACCCCCCAGCUCCGCCGCCGGCAAUCCCGGUGAGAUUGCGAAGCUAUUCCCAUGUCUCUUCGGGCAGCCAUCUGCAUCACUGGUGCCUUGUGAUGGACCCAUCUCGUCUGAGAAGAAGUUGAAGAUUGGUGUGGUCUUGUCGGGAGGGCAGGCUCCUGGUGGACAUAAUGUGAUUUGUGGAAUCUUCGAUUACUUGCAGGACCGUGCGAAGGGAAGCACAUUGUAUGGUUUCAGGGGUGGUCCUGCUGGAGUGAUGAAGUGCAAGUACGUGGAACUAACUUCAGAGUACAUCUACCCCUACAGGAACCAGGGUGGGUUCGACAUGAUCUGCAGUGGGAGAGAUAAAAUUGAAACUCCAGAGCAGUUUAAGCAAGCUGAAGAAACAGCACGAAAACUUGACCUGGAUGGCCUCGUUGUCAUUGGAGGAGAUGACUCUAACACAAAUGCUUGCCUCCUGGCGGAGAACUUCAGGAGCAAAAAUAUGAAGACUCGUGUAAUGGGAUGCCCUAAAACCAUUGACGGUGAUCUCAAAUCCAAGGAAGUGCCCACAAGUUUUGGAUUCGAUACUGCGUGCAAGAUAUAUGCAGAAAUGAUUGGCAAUGUCAUGGUGGAUGCCCGGUCAACUGGAAAGUAUUAUCACUUUGUUCGGCUCAUGGGACGAGCUGCAUCCCACAUCACACUGGAGUGUGCGCUGCAAACUCAUCCAAACAUUACUAUUAUUGGAGAAGAGGUCUAUGCUAAGAAGCUGACGCUGAAGAAUGUCACGGACUACAUGGUUGAUAUAAUAUGCAAACGUGCAGAACUUGGCUACAACUAUGGUGUCAUUCUCAUUCCCGAGGGUCUCAUCGACUUUAUCCCUGAGGUGCAACAACUUAUUGCUGAAUUGAACGAAAUUCUUGCCCAUGAAGUUGUUGAUGAGGGAGGUCUGUGGAAGAAAAAACUCACUGAUCAGUCACUGAUGCUCUUUGAGUUCUUGCCUCAAGCAAUUCAAGAACAGUUGAUGCUUGAGAGAGAUCCCCAUGGAAAUGUCCAGGUUGCCAAAAUCGAGACAGAAAAGAUGCUUAUUCAGAUGGUUGAAACGGAGUUGGAGAAGAGAAAGCAUGAGGGGACAUACAAUGCUCAAUUCAAAGGGCAGUCUCACUUUUUCGGAUAUGAAGGCCGAUGUGGUUUGCCAACUAACUUUGAUGCUAACUACUGCUAUGCUUUGGGUUACGCUGCCGGGGCCCUUCUUCAUGAUGGAAAAUCUGGAUUGAUAUCUUCGGUUGGGAAUUUGGCUGCUCCUGUCUCUGAAUGGACUGUGGGUGGCACUGCUUUGACAUCCUUGAUGGAUGUUGAGAGGAGACAUGGAAAAUUCAAACCUGUGAUCAAGAAGGCAAUGGUGGAGCUUGAAGGUGCACCAUUCAAGAAGUUUGCAUCUAUGCGGGACGAGUGGGCCAUCAAGAAUCGCUACAUCAGUCCCGGUCCCAUCCAAUUCAUCGGCCCAGCAUCUGAUGCCGUCAACCACACUCUGUUGCUGGAAUUGGGAGCUUGAGCUUAUAACUAGGUGAUGCUAAUCGGUUUCGUGUUUCUGCAAUCUUGUGAUGAGAGCUUUUCGGUUUUAGUUUGCAAAGUUUUGGAAGGUAGUCAGAAUAUUGUUGUGGAUCCGAAUUGAUCGGAUUGGGAAUGGAUAUUUAAUAACGGUACUACAUAAUAAAGGGUGAUUGUUUGGGCCGUUUCCAUAACAGUUGAGUUCAUUUU